GUUGUUGUAGUAGCGAAUAAUGGCGGCUUCGGGAGGCGGACUGUCGGCUCCCCCUCACGUCGCGGUGGCCAACAGCUCGGCUCAGAACCAGGCCCGGGCCCGUUUCCCCGGCCGGCCGUGGUCGGUUCGUAGCCGGGUGCGACUGGAGAAACAGCGUCAGCGCCGAACUCUGGGCUCCGACAGCGAGGAGAUGGUCGCCGGAGGGCCGAGGCCUGUAAACAUCGGGCUGGCGUUGAGCGACGACCCGUCCCUGCUGCUCUUGCUCGGCGUGACCGAGAAACACCAGCGCCGGAGAGACGUGGGCUUCGCCUCGAGUUCGAGCGAAGAGGAGGAAGAUUUCACCGGAUUUGGGACCACAACAAUUCGUCCACAGCAAAUUCCAGGCAGGUCUUCUCAGGCAUCAUCGCCCAGCCAAGAAAAGCCUCCCCCAACUCCUGUCACUUCUUCGGGAGCUAAGCCUUUGAUUGGAAAAAUUGUACCAAGGCGCCCUAAACAGGCCCUGGUUGGGAAAAUUGUACAGAGGGUCUCCAAACAAGACCAGGGCAUCAGCGACAGUCCAGCAAAAGACACACCCAAGAUAGCCAUUAAACUGCCUGUCAAGCGAGUGGCCCCCAGUCCAAAGGUUGAACUCACUGGGCAGCAGGUCUCAGGUUCAUGGAGCAGUACAACGUCAGAAGUGGAUGCAACUUCAGGCAACAGCAAAGACAACAGUCAAAAUCAAACAGCCAAAGACUCUACCUCAGCUGGUAACACUAAGCAGGAUAAGUUGGUGUGCACUUUGACAGUGGUUAAGGGCAAAGAAAAGGCCCCUGGGGCUCAAGAGCCUGGCGAGAUGUCUGGGGACCCUGAGACUGAGCAAGCCCGGUUGCAGAAGUCUGGGAAAAGCACUACGAAGUCUCAGCAAAGGCGUGUCAAAGGGGCUUGUGGUGUCUCACUCGAACAUGGCAUCAAGCAGCAGAAAAGAAGAGUCAUCAAGGAUGAGAGUAUAUCCCUUGAGGCUGGAGCUGAGGGUGGGGCCCAUAGUGGGCAGGAAGCAGCAAUGCUCCAAGAGGGCAACACGAGAGUUGCCAAAAAAGUAAAUUCAUUUCCCAGAAAGCAUCAGCGUAAGUCUGUGUUCGGCUACAGGAGGAAACCAUCCAAGAACUUUCCGAAAUUGGGUCGUGUUCGUGUCAGACAUGUAUUUUACUCCUAUGUACCAGAGAUUAUUCCAGCUGCACCAAAAGAGGAACAGGAGCAGCAAUUGCAGGGCCAGAGCAACAUCACAAUGGAGGGUGACCCAGGAUUGCCCUCUGGAGAGGUCCAGUCAGGUUCCAGUAACACCGCUAUGCCUGUAGUGAGCGCCAGGUCUUCUCGAGUCAUCAAGGCCCCCAAGAGGUUCCUGGACGAGGAAAUCAUAGCCUUCCCAAAGGGCUCCCCAUUAAAAUGGCUCAAAAGUCAAUCCAAAGAUGACUGCAAGUUGAGCGCAUCAAGUCACGAGUCAUAUAAUGACAGUAGCUUGUUGCAUUCAGACGUUAAGUCAGUAGCUGGCAUCCCAGCUGCCAUCAAGAAGACUUGGUCAAAACUCAGUCCAGACUCCAGCCACCUGGACGUCUACAAGAACCUUAAAAAACUGACCUCCAAUCUGGCAGAGAAGAAGAAAAGGCCAUCCAUCACGCAGGGUGAUAAUACAGGUAACGACCCUUGUUUGACCUUUCCAGUGAGGAAGAGGAGGAGGUCCAAGCUAACUAUGGAAGAGAUGAACUCUCCUGGCGUAGUAAGGAAGCUAGCUGUGUUAGUGAACAGUCCUGCCGUUUCGUCCACCCACGUGGCCUCAAGCCAGAAAACAGAGGAAGAAGUGGACAGUAUGAAAGAUAACAAAGCAGUUGGAGACAAACCAAUUGCUGAGGACAAUAAAGAGGUGUCAGAGGUGAGCGGCGUUGGCCAACGAAUUGGCCUCACCGGAGCCAAUAAGAGGAUGCUCCAUCUUCUCAAAAGAGCCAAGGUCCAGCUCAUCAAGAUCGACCAGCAAAAGCAGCUCAAACUGUCACAAGUGGGAUCCAGAGAAUUGGGAGUAUCAGCAUGCAGAAGGAGGAGAGUCGCACUGUCUCUGAAAGAUACCUGUCCUCAGGAGCAACCGCUGGCUGGACCAAGGAUCAAGCAUGUAUGCCGGGCAGCUGCAGUAGCUUUGGGCCAGCCCCGUGCCAUGGUGCCCGAUGACAUCCCCAGGCUCAGUGCUCUGCCGCUGCACGAGAGAGAGGGCAUAACCCCUUCACCGGCAGCUGAAGAUGUUGCAGAUGAUUACGAUGACGAUGACGAUGUCUCUGAUCAGGAAAAGGUUCAGUUGGUUUCCCAGGAGCACCUUGGGAGGAAGAGGAGGAGGAGGAGGGGUCACAGGUUCAGAAAAAGGAAGUUGCUUAGCCGAUAUGCGCCUGGAGGUGUCCGGUCCCGGCGCUGCGGGGUCUGCCACGGCUGCCUUAUCGAGGAGGAUUGCGGCAAAUGCAUCAACUGCCGUGACAAACCCAAGUUUGGUGGGCCCAACACCAAACGACAGUGUUGCAUAUAUAAGAAGUGUGAGCGGAUUGAGAAGGGGAAAGGCGAGCGCAUAGUGAAACCAUUGAAACUCCAGGCGAGGCGGUUGUCAGGUGCCGCAUCAAGCGAUGAUGAUGUGGAGUGGGAAGUGAUAGGGGCUGAGGAGGGAUUGUCCACAGUCCCACCUGUGGACCGGAGACACUCGCGGCGGAACAUUACACCACGCUCCUACAGCAGCCUGCUCAAGUCCGAAUCUGAAGAGGAGUCAGACAGAGGCUCUACGGUCAAGCCAGCUCCCGCUAUUCCUCGCAACCAAGCUAACCAAGAGCUUGCCUGUAGUGGAUCAGUUCCGGGUGACAUCCCCAGUGAGAUGGUGAAACGUCGGCCCUUCCCCAGAGGUACAGGGGGCAGACCGAAAAUUGUUAAGAAUCCUGCAGACUGUGCACCGAUGAACGCCCUGGCGGGGUUAACAAAUGGAUUUCCCCAAAAGGGCCUGUUGCAGACAACACACAAGAUCCGUGUGGACUUCAAGGAGGACUGUGCUGUCCAGAAUGUAUGGUUAAUGGGCGGUCUCAGUGUCCUCUCUUCUGUCCCCACCACACCUCAGUCUGUCUGCCUGCUCUGCGCCAGUAAAGGACUUCAUGAGAUGAUAUACUGCCAGAUCUGCUGUGAGCCCUUCCACAGUUUCUGCCUGUCAGCAGAGGAGCGCCCCCAGGAGGCAAACAAGGAGAACUGGUGCUGCAAGCGUUGCAAGUUCUGCUACGUAUGUGGCCGCAAAAGCAAGAGCACCAAGCCUGUACUACAGUGCCAGAGAUGCCAAAACUCCUACCACCCGUCAUGCUUGGGACCAACCUACCCCAAACCUAUGAACUGUAGCAUACCAUGGGUGUGCAUGACAUGUAUUCGGUGUAAAAGCUGCGGUGUGACACCUGGAAAGUCCUGGGACCUGGCCUGGAAUCAUGUGCAGGACCUCUGUCCAGACUGUACUUCCCUCCACAACAAAGGUAAUUUCUGCCCAGUCUGCCACAAAUGCUUUGAGGACAAUGAACAUGACAAGCAGAUGGUUCAGUGUUCCAAGUGUGGCCACUGGGUUCAUUCCAAAUGUGAAGGAUUUUCGGAGGAGCUGUUUCAGAUGUUCUGUAGCCAACCAGAAGGUGUGGUAUUCACCUGUUCACACUGCACUUUGAAUCUGGCAAAACCCUGCCACUGGAAGGAGGAACUGCAGGGGAGGCUGCAGGCUGGGCUGGAAGAGGUGAUAGCGGACCUCGUCUCCUCCUUCGCCACUCAGCAUCUCCUCAUUUGUCAGGAGUGUCAGGAAGUCAGUAGCACAGAAUUUGCCAGGGACCACCAACAACCAGUAUGCGAUCUUCAUUCCUUGGGGAAGAAGCUUGAAGGGGGUCAAUAUACUAAAGUAAAAGUGUUCCAUGAGGAUGUUGUCUCAAUGAUGAGGAAGUGGCUGAAGAAGGAGGAGCCCCUCCCUGAGGAUCAUAGACCUACUAAUCAGGCCAAGGAGCACUACCUCAAGUUGAUGAAGCGGGUUUUCAGCUGGUUUGAUGGACACAAUCUGAAAAUAUGGAACCCUGUUUCCGACGAAUUCCCACGUGGGAUGCUCCCUGAGGCAGUUCUUCCCCCAUCUAUGGAGCACAGCUAUGCACAGUGGCUGGAGAGAACAUACCAGAAGUCAGAGGGCCCACAAGAGGGGAACCCCAACACUCCACUGCCCUCAGUCAACGCGAACCAGCCUGGUGCAGUGCCCACCCUCCCUCUCAGUUCACCAGGUGUUAGGAAUGAUUUGGAAUCCAAAGAUCAGAGGCAGUGUGCAUUAUGCCAACUCCAGGGCGACUCGGAUCCCAACGAGGAAGGCCGGCUUUUGUACUUGGGACAGAAUGAAUGGGCCCAUAUUAACUGUUGCCUGUGGUCUGCAGAGGUUUACGAGGAUAACAGUGCUCUUUUGCAAGUGCACAGCGCUGUCUCAAGGGGGCGUCACCUGCGAUGUGAUCAUUGCGGACAGUCAGGGGCCACUGUGGGGUGCUGUCUCUCCACCUGCCAGAGUAACUUUCACUUCAUGUGUGCACGUGCCCAGAAUUGUGUGUUCCAGCUUGACAGGAAGGUGUUCUGCUACAAGCACAGGGACCUCGUCAGUGAUAAGAUGGUGUCUGAGAAGGGGUUUGAAGUUCCUCGCAGGGUCUACGUGGACUUUGAGGGCAUCACCUUGAGGAGGAAGUUCCUCACAGGCCUUGAUCCAGAAACUAUAAACAUGACCAUAGGUUCUCUGCAGAUUCAGAAACUUGGUGUGCUAUCAGAGCUGUCAUCCAAUGGAAGGAUGCUUUAUCCUGUUGGCUAUCAGUGCUCCCGGUUGUACUGGAGCACAGUGGACCCACGCAGGCGUUGCAAGUACACCUGCCGGGUGACAGAGGUGUGCACUCCUCUCCCAGGGGAAGAGCGAGACCCCAGGUGGGACAAGGAAGAGAACCACACCAUAAUCCACAGUCCCAACCACUACAAGGAAAUGGAGUCUCCAGAACAUUUGAGCAUUUCUCCCGAGGAGGUCAGACCAAGUACCCCUUUACCCAACUCCAAACAGGACCACACGUCUGGAGCCAAAACCCCUGGGCACGCACACACCAGAAGACCAUUAGGAGGAUCAUCUAGACCUCUUCCCUCUCCAGGGUCUGCUCUGCCCAAAUCCCAUCACAUCCUGACUUUGAGAGACCUGGAGGACACCCGUCGGCCUCGCAGGCACUCAAGAAACCGCUGUAGCUCCUCCCCAACAGACAGCAACCCUUCAGUACCAAUGACGCUCCGAUCGGGAGGCACCCUCCAUUCCCGAUCUCCCCUUUUCAGCUCCCCUCCUAGAUCCUCAGAUCGCUUACCUGCAUCACCUCCUUUGUCACAACAAGGUCACAGAUCAGUGUCUCCAAGCUGGGGAUCCUCGCCCACCUCUCACUCCAACUUUUCCCCAGGGCUGUCACCACGGCAAGGGGCCAUCACUCACUCCCCUAAUAGAAGGCAGCUCUUCAAGAUCACCACCCCAAUAUCUGCUGAGGUUCCCCAAGACUUCCUUGUCUCGUCCGAGGCAGAGGAUGCAGCAGUGGCUACGACCAAUGGAAUUUCCCUUGCCCCUGAUAACCUGGAGGACGAAGUAGCUCACCUGAUGGCCCAAGAAUUGCCCUACACCGUGUUUGAUCCUGACACCGAGGUAGCUGUGGCCUCCAUGCUGAAUGCUAAGCUUGAUUUCGAUGAGGCACUACUCAGCGAAAAUGUGGCACUUCACUGUGGGGCACAGGGGGGAAGAGCAGACAUGGACGGUGAGGUGCAAGGCGAAAUGCAGGGGGAUGAUCCUGAGCACAGCGUUCCAGAUGUGGAUGACAGCCAUUACUUAAAAUUUUCACGUAAGGUGGUCAUCUGUGAGGCUCCUAAGGACUCAGACCAUGCAGGUCUAGCUCAAUCCCACUCGGUGCAGUCCAUCUCACAGCUGGAUGGUGCUGAUGGUGGGUCAGAGAGUGACGGGAGCGAGGGUGUUGAGGACAAGGCUAAGCACAUUGGGGAAGAAACUGGGGAGGAUGUCAUACAAGUCAAUCAAAAUACACCCACAAAGAAACUGACAGUUUCUCUAAAGAGACUGGAGUCUGUGUUCACCGGGACUAAAUCAUCAGUGGAACAAAAGGUAGCUACGACAAAGUCAACUAGUGACCUGGAGUCAAAGGCUGAACCCUCACCAAAGCCCCUUGUCCCUGACUCCAAUGAAGACCCAUCAGUACACACAGAAGUCCUGGCAGAAUCUGAGACAGCAGCCUCCAAAAACGAAAUUUUUUUGGAUCCAAAUACAGGCCAUUUUAUUUCCGAAGAUGAUACUUCUGUUAUGUACCUAGAAAACAACACAGGCCUUGAAAAUGAUGACAGCAGUUCAUCAGCUGGAUCAGUUGAUGGCUAUAAAGAUGACCUGGGUGACCCCGACUACUUCCCACAAUCCAAAGCCAAAAAAACGGCCACGGCACAGAUAAAAACUGUCAUUGUCAAACCCAUACAAAAAAGUAUCCCAACAAUAAAUUUCAAAUGCAUUGCAUCCAAACGAUGUCCUCCACAGUCAGGCAAACUCUCCAAGGUGCUUUUGCCUCCUCGGUCCGCUCAGACUGUAAGCAAUGCCUCAGCUUCCACUUCCCCAGCUGUUUUCAGUUCAGUGCCACGCACAGUUACCUCUCCAAUUGUGAUCAAUGGCUUGAACUCUUUACCUAUACAACCUGGAGCGACAAGGGGCAGAACCAUCGCCAUCCGAAUUGAUCCCUCCAAGCAAGGGGCUCACCAACCACUGUUGAUCCCUGCUCAGGUUGGUGCCUCGAACUCUGCCCCAUCCCCUCCCCCACAAGUCCUGCUGGUCAAUCGUCAAGGUCGGAUUCUGAUCAAAGACCCCAGAUCUAACACAUAUCAAGCAGUCAACACCAACUCACCUGCUUACCACAAAAUAAGUCAGAUUGCCAAAAUGCUCCACAGCAAUAAUUCCUUGCAGCGCCCUGUCCCCCAUAUGAUUAUAAAGCGUCCUUCCAGCUCCACCAGUUCCCCCAGCUCAACAGCCACCCCUCCAAGCAACCACACAACAACCUCUGAAAGGAGAGUCAUUGUCAAAACAGUGCCUAUGAAUAGUGUUAGGACUUCAACUUCCGUCAGAGUCAAGAAUGUGUCCGUUUGGGGUCCUGUCGGCAACCGUGGAUGCUCAGCCCAGGCCAUCAUUGAAAGAGCCAUGGCUAGCCACCGAGAGAUGCCAAGGACACAACCCAUUAUCCUGGGCUCUGCUAAGCAACCUGAUGUCAGAUGUCUAAGUCCAUCUCAAUCUCAGGUCCCACACCAAUUAGAGAAUCUCCAGUCACCAAGUACAACACCAGCAGCCCCUGGUGACCUCAUCACUGAGCCCACUAUCGACACCUCCACCUCAUUACGCUCUCAGGUGCGCAUCAAGAGAGUGUCCUCCGUCACUGAGCGGCCUGGUAGGAAAAGGUGCAGGACAGACUUCUUGAAGGAUCCAACACCUUCAAGCGAGCUAGAUGGUCCAAACGAAGCCAGAGCCAGUGGUGUGAGAAUGAAGGCGCCAACAAUGAAAGAGGUUCUUGAUCUUAACCAAGAGAAGGUUGAGCAGCCAAAGAUCAGUACUGAAGAUUCGGCUAGAAAGUCCCCUUCGCCUAGGCCUCUUCAGGCAGACAGUCCAUUUACCAGCGCACUUGGUAAUGUUAAUGCCCAGGGUAAAACGCACAUCUGGGUCAGUGCUCGCCAUGGAGACCUCUCUGAAUGGGGCCCUUAUUCAGGUUUUAGCUCAGAUGAGGAGAUGGUAGCUCCUAAACACAAUGACAGAACAUACAUGAACCAGCCACACCUGCGCUUUGAAAUUACCAGUGAUGAUGGCUUCGCUGUGAAGGCUGACAGUAUAGAAGUGGCAUGGCGUGCAGUGAUCAGUGGUGUCCUAGAAGCAAGGGCAGGCUUCCACCUCAAGCAGUUGCCUCUGGCUGGGAUGAGAGGGCCACGCGUGCUGGGCGUGAUCCACGAUGCAGUCAUCUUUCUACUGGAACAGCUUCGGGGAGCCGCCAGCUGCAAGCACCAUCGCUUCCGCUUCCACCGCUGUGACCCCACGGAGGAGGAGCUGCCCCUCAACCCAAGUGGCUGUGCACGCGCUGAAAUAUACAUGCGAAAGUCAACAUUUGACAUGUUCAACUUUCUGGCGUCACAGCACAGAAAGCCCCCUGAUAUAUCAGCCCCAUAUGAUGAAGAGGAUGACGAUUUCCCACUGAAGUCCACCAGGAGAGCCACCAGCACUGAGCUUCCCAUGGCCAUGAGAUUCAGACACCUGGAGAAAACCUCAAAAGAAGCAGUAGGAGUUUACAGGUCAUUAAUCCAUGGGCGCGGGCUAUUCUGCAAAAGAAACAUUGAAGCCGGGGAGAUGGUGAUUGAGUAUGCUGGUACCGUCAUUCGAUCUGUGCUGACAGAUAAGCGGGAGAAAUAUUAUGACAGCAAGGGCAUCGGCUGUUACAUGUUCCGCAUCGACGAUUUCGACGUGGUGGACGCAACGACGCAGGGCAACGCCGCGCGCUUUAUCAACCAUUCAUGCGAGCCCAACUGCUACUCGCGUGUCAUCAACGUGGACGGCCACAAGCACAUUGUCAUCUUUGCCCUGAGGAAGAUCUAUAAGGGCGAGGAGUUGACCUACGACUACAAGUUCCCCAUUGAGGAUGAGAGCAGCAAGCUGCACUGCAACUGUGGUGCGAGGCGCUGCCGUCGUUUCCUUAACUAGUGCGAGUGACACACAAAACGACGGCGACAGCAGCCAUCUUGUUUUGAAGUACUUGAAUUCUCAAAAUAGACUUGAAUAAAAUGACUUAACAAGUCAUCGAAAAAAGACUUUGGUCAAUGACACGCACACAAAAAGAAGUUUAUUGACGCUCUCCACUUUGUUGUAGAAUUAAUUUAUAAAUCGACUGUUGCAGGGACAGCACACGUUUUCUGCCGGGAUCUGUCCCGCGGUUGUUUUGAACUGCUGUCUUAAACGUCACGGAAACCAAAAUUGGAGCCAUAUGUCAAAUCCUGAAAUGAAGACUAUUUAUGUCAUCUAAUAGCUUAAACUACUGGAUUAUUGUAUUGGUCUUUGAGGACAUGCAGGUUAUUUAAUGGGACUGCAAUAUAUAUAUACACACAAUUUUUUUCUUUUUUCUUUUUCUUUUUUUUUUUUUUACUUUUAAGUUGCAUACCAUCUCAAAGACGAUGUUCUUUAAUUCUUGUUUUUUGAACCCGCUGUGAAAGGCCUCUGCUGGAACUGGGGCCUCGUACACUUUUCCCCUAUUUCCCUUAUUUGCUACAAACGGUGCGAAGCCGAGAGCACCUGGUCAUAGUUUAUCCUCGGAUUUCUCUGUUGUAAAGGAUUCCACUGUCGCACUAAUGAAAGUGUGUUCCUGUAAAUACGAGCUCGCAGCAGCGUAGGAGGAGAAAAGUCGUUGAGCACCUUAACUCGCCCCUUUGCUGUGUAUUGCAAACCUGCCUGAGCUUUUUUGGGUUUUUUUUUUUGUUUUUUUUUUGUUUUUGGUUUUUUUGGUUUAUUUUUUGUUUAAAGAACAAGAUGAAAACUUGAGCCUAACCACUUCUGUGUACAUGUUUUUGGCGCAGCUAUAUUUUAAACUUGUAUUUCAACACUCGGGAUCCACCGCAAACCACAACCAUCCAUGGACAGGAAGUCCAAUACUCUUAUGUUGUUACUUACGAAGGUGCUGGUGAGGUGUACCCCGUAGAUUUGAGGAGGGUUUUUAAGUGGUCACUUCGUAAAGGUUCACCAUUCCUACCCUCCUCUCGGUCGGUGUUGAACCUGUUCUUGUUUUUAUUUGUAAUGGCAGACACGCAGUGACCAAAAUGUUUUUUUUACUGCUAGUGAUUGCAUUGGGUUUUUUCCCCCCUACUAUUUGUUUGUGCUGUUCAUGUUGUUGUUGUUUUUGUUCUGUUUUUGUUUUUUUGGGGUUUUUUUUUCCAGCUCUAUAAGGGAGUUUUAUGGUGCAAGGUAAAAAAAAAUCAAAAUAAUGAUUGUACUCUGCCUGUUCCCUUAUAAAUCUCUUCUCUUUUUUUUUUUUUUGUAAAUUGGAACAAUAAAUAUUCAACAUGCUUAUGAUAGUAAAUUUCUCAUGAACUACUGGCGAUUGAAAAUUCUAAGCGGGGUUGUGAAAUUCAAGACAGGAACUGAGCGAGUCCCGAGUUAGUGUAGCCGUUGUUUCGUCAUCUGCAUAGCGGAACACUCCUCCACCGUCUGCUGUCUCACAUGGGUGUACUACCUUGGUGGCUCGCAAAGACGAUAACAAUGACGGGCGUCCGGGUAGCGUGGCGGUCUAUUCCGUUGCCUACCUACACGGGGAUCGCCGUUUCGAAUCCCUGUGUUGCCUCCGGCUUGGUCGGGCGUCCCUACAGACACAAUUGGCUGUUGUCUGCGGGUGGGAAGCCGGAUGUGGAUAUGUGUCCUGGUCGCUGCACUAGCGCCUCCUCUGGUCGGCCUGUUUGGGGGGGGGUAGGAGGGAACUGGGGGGAAUGGCGUGAUCCUCCCACGUGCUACGUCCCCCUGGUGGAACUCCUCACAGUCAAGUGAAAAGAAGCGGCUGGCGACUCCACAUGUAUCGGAGGAGGCAUGUGGUAGGACUGCAGCCCUCCCCGGAUCAGCGGAGGGGGUGGAGCAGCAGUGACCGGGACGGCUCGGAAGAGUGGGGUAAUUGGCCAAGUACAAUUGGGGAGAAAAAAUGGGGGAAAAUCCAAAAAAAGAAAUAACGAACUGAAGUUUUGAAAACAUCCAUUU
Molecule: messenger RNA, 10816 nt
Organism: Lampris incognitus (smalleye Pacific opah)
Lineage: Eukaryota; Metazoa; Chordata; Actinopteri; Lampriformes; Lampridae
Product: histone-lysine N-methyltransferase 2B-like
Exons: 35
Coding region: 20-8785 (2921 amino acids)
Biological process (GO): positive regulation of DNA-templated transcription
Cellular component (GO): nucleus; histone methyltransferase complex
Molecular function (GO): zinc ion binding; protein binding; histone H3K4 methyltransferase activity
Source: RefSeq, a predicted model, not a curated record